Brassica oleracea var. oleracea is the source of this 861-nucleotide messenger RNA. RefSeq lists its product as uncharacterized. NCBI's taxonomy places the organism in Eukaryota, Viridiplantae, Streptophyta, Magnoliopsida, Brassicales, Brassicaceae. The record is from RefSeq and is a predicted model, not a curated record. The transcript has a single exon. Bases 1 to 861 code for a protein of 286 amino acids.
AUGGGCUUCACUCAUCUUCAUUCGGAUCAUACGUGUUUCCUUAAGCAUACUGAAGGUGCUUUUCUCUGCAUUCUAGUGUACGUUGAUGAUAUAAUCAUCGCGAGCAACAAUGACUCUGCAGUGGAUGCCUUGAAGCUUCAACUUCAUUCUCACUUCAAGCUUCGUGAUCUCGGUCCUCUCAAAUAUUUUCUUGGCCUUGAGAUUGCUAGAAGUUCUGAAGGUAUCUCUGUUUCCCAGCGAAAAUAUGCUCUCGAUCUCUUGGAUGAAACUGGUCUACUUGGAUGCAAGCCUUCAUCAGUUCCUCUUGAUCCUCAUCUCAAACUUUCUAUUGAAACUGGUGGUGACUUAGUUGAUCCUAAAGCCUAUCGUCGUUUGAUUAGUAAGCUCAUGUAUCUUCAGAUUACUCGCCCUGACAUCACGUAUGUUGUAAAUAAGCUUAGCCAAUUCAGCUCUGCUCCUCGUCGUGAACAUCAUCAAGCUCUUCUCAAAGUUCUUCAUUAUAUCAAGGGUACUGUUGGCCAGGGCUUGUUCUAUUCUUCAUCGGCUGAGCUUCAGUUACAUGUCUUUGCAGAUUUUGAUUGGGGUUUGUGUCUUGACUCGAGGCGUUCUACAUCUGGGUACUGUAUCUUCUUAGGCUCUUCACUCAUUAAUUGGCGUUCCAAGAAGCAAGAUACAGUCUCCAAAUCAACGGCUGAAGCUGAAUAUAGGAGCAUGGCUGCUGAUGUUGAUGAGCUCUUCUGGCUCUCGAAUUUCCUCAAAGAGCUCCAUAUUCCAUUGACGAAACCUACUCUUAUGUUCUGCGAUAACAUGGCUGCGAUUCACAUUGCUCACAACAGUGUGUAUCAUGAACGUACCAAGUAG